Molecule: messenger RNA, 865 nt
Organism: Rhagoletis zephyria (snowberry fruit fly)
Lineage: Eukaryota; Metazoa; Arthropoda; Insecta; Diptera; Tephritidae
Product: vesicle-associated protein 1-2-like
Biological process (GO): endoplasmic reticulum membrane organization
Cellular component (GO): plasma membrane; endoplasmic reticulum membrane
Source: RefSeq, a predicted model, not a curated record
GUCCCUACAACAAGCGCUUCACUGCCAAGCUGAUGAUUGAGAAUGUGAGCCAGCACAAGGUGGCCUUCCGUCUGAUGACCCUGGAGCCACGUCACUACAUCGUCGAUCCAAGCAAGGGCAUCAUUCCGGCGCACCAGUCCACCACUGUGAACAUUGUCCUGAAGACGAUCGAGAACGAGGCGAACUUCAAAACAGCCACUCAGAAGUUCCUGGUGCAAGUGGUGCCCGCCAAACCGGACUCCACCAGUGACAGUGUGAGCGAGCUGUUUUCCAAAGCUCUCACCGGCGACAUCAACUACUUCAAGCUGAUCGCCGUCUUUGACAACCUCGGAAAGCCACCACCGGCUGCUAAUGCUGACUACGUCACCUGCAGUGAGCCUUCUUCUUCAAGCGCCGCAUCGAGCUCUGGAGCUUCCAAAACCUCCACCGGCAGCUUCAACUCAAGCAGCAGCAGCAGCAGCAGCAGUUCAGCCAAAGCCCAGCCGUCAUUCGGCAAGUUCUCGCCCUCAAAGACUGGCGCUGGUGAGAAGCAGCGUUCCGCGGAGAAGCUGCCGAAAACCAACUCCACCCCAGGACUGGUUGUUGAAAACGGCAGCCUUGGCGAGUACAAUUCGGUGAAGGGCAACGAGGCAACUGAGGUGGUGCCCAGCGGCAAGUCUGUUGAGGGGGAUGUGAAAGCUGCUCCAGCUCCUCCUCCUGCUAAACAAGCUACUCCAGCUAAAAAGCUCAUCGGCGAACCAGUGGAGAGCAAGAGCAUCAGCAAGAACAGCAUCAGCAAGAGCAGCGUCAACAGCAAGAACAGCAAGAACAGCAACAACAAUCCCAACAACCCAAACGACAAAGGCGAGUGUCCCUACAUGUCCUC